GGUUUCCGAGGGACGCUGCACCGGAGGAAUUUUCCAGAUCAGACCGUCACCGCACGCGCUCAGAGCAGUAGCAGAGCCAGCGCGUCCUGCAGGCUGCAGACGUCACUGCAGGUUCUGGAUCUGAUCCGAGCCGGCGCGGAGGGUCUCAGGAAUGACUCGGAAACCCGUCCUGGAAGCAGAGUGUGCACUAAAAACACAUUCGCAGCCAAUCAAAGCUGGAUGCAGUCAUCACGUGAGCGUGAUCAGCUGUUCUGCUCUGGCGUUUAUUUUACCUGGUGUGUGGACGGUGCAGACAUAUCACUGCAUGCUCAGCUCUUCGGACUGAAGCAGCGUGCGUUACUCAGGCUCAGCCUAUCAGAGCGCAGCAGUGUGGAGAGGUUUACUGCCUUUAACGCGUUGAUCUUUACGUCUACGCCUGUCUUUGGGGUUGUAAACGUCAGGUGCGGUGGACAGGAAGUUGGAAAGCUUUCCCAAGGAUGCCGUGUGAUUGGUUCAGUUUAUUUCAGAACCUUCUGAAUGAAUUGUCAUGAAAAUGGCGAGGUGAAAAUGAAGAGGUUAACUUUUGGGGCAGGGACUCGAUUUUAAGUCUUUCUCCUGGAAAGCCGACCAGAGUUCCUCCUGUUAUUCUUUUCUGAGCACUUCCUGUUUCAUCCUGUUCGGGAGCAUCAGGAGCUGCUGAGGGUGAAAAGCUGCUCUGAUGGACUCGUCAGAUCCUUUCACGUGUACGUGAAGCAUGCACGUUCAGAUUUUGGUUCAGUGGCACUAACGCUCUGUUUUUACUUUCCUUCACUUUGAUCGGAGCGUGUCUGAGGUCGCCCGGUCAGACCAGGUUCCUCUGACCCAGGUCACCUGACAGGAAGAGCUUUUAUUGUUGACACCCUGCCCUUGGGUCAGCCCCGGCCCGGGUCUGAGGAUGAAACGAGUUUCAGUCGUGUCCGAGGACCUCGACACGUCUCUGCUGGAGCUCGCCGUUUGUAAUGGGGCCUCUGAUUGGAUGUGACUCGUCCCGCCCCUCACAGCAGACCGUUUCCAGGUCAGCGGUGAAAUCACGCUGGCCCACCUUCCUUCCCCAGCUCGGUGAUGUAACUGUGACAUCAUCAGAGACAGUGGCCUCAGUGAGCCGUAAAAUCUAGGCCAGGACUGCUGCAGUCGAGGUAACCAUAGCAACGGGAUCAGUAGGCUAAGCUGUGACGCUGCUGGGGCAUGCUGGGAAAUGUAGUGAGCUCUGCCAGGUUCUCUCGUCAGUGUGCUGAAGGUAAUGAUGAGUAAAUAUUAUUGGACAGUAGGUGUGUGUGUGUGUGUGUGUGUGUGUGUGUGUGAGACACACACCUGCUGUCACCUGCACCUUCUUCUGGCUGAAAUGUUGUUUUUCACGCCUGUCGCUGCUCCCAGUGUCUGAAAUCUGCUCCAACAGCUGUAAUUAAAAAAUGGCCACAGGAUGUGAAGGAGGACACCGAGCUGUGGACCAUCACUUCCUCUGUUUGAAGCUUUAAUGAGUUUAAACUGUGUGUGUGUGUGUGUGUGUUCAGCCCGUUGAACCACUGCUGCUGAUCUCAUCAGGACACGGUAACAGAGCAGAUUUCCGAUCUCGGGGCCGUCGCUGGCUCACUGAGAUAAAUGUGAUCAGCAGAGACUCGUGUGAAACGUUUGUGCACGUGUGGAAACGAGGCAGCAGCCCGACGGAUAAAACCUUAAAAUCCUGUUAGCUGGUCCAGGAUCAGUGCAGGUGAAGUGACAGGCCUGCAGUGGGGCGUGCUGCCCUCACUGAGGACGGAGGAGGACUCCAUCAUGAGGUCGGCCUGCAGAGAGCUCCACAGAGCUCCUGAUACUUUAACCUUCUGUGGUCACGGUAACAACAGUAACAACCAAACUACUGUAAAUAAUACAAAUAAUACAACAGAUGGCGCUCAUUAUAAAUAUCCUAGUACAUCACACACAUGAAAUAUCAAACUGAGGCUGUAGCCGCUGCACUGUGUGCUGUGCAUCGGGUGGAGGCGUACAGGCAGGAAUGGCUUCCUGUGUCGUUCAGAGGUGCAUUAUGGGUAAUGUCAGUGACUGACCAGCAUGUCACGGAGUGGGUGGGAGGUGUUGUCCACCAUUGUGCUUAUCUUGGACAACAUCCGCCUCUCUGACACCACCCUAAUGGAGUCCAGCUCCGCCCCCACAACAUUACUGAGCUUGUGAUCAGUUUGAGUCUUGCAUAACGUGACAAAAGAGUCGACCACAGCCCGGUACUCGGACUCAUCCAACCACCGCAGAGUCACCAGAAAACCUCUGAAGAUGGAGGUCUGUGGUGUGGAGGGUGGAGAGGAAGGGGAGAGGGCGGUCCCCUGGUGGUGGCGUGAGGCGGUGUUCUGAAAGCUGAAUGAAUGAAAUCCCACCGAGUUUACCAGAGGUUUUCUGCAAGGAUGCGGCAGUGAGCAUGCUCAGAGCCCUGAUCGUUACCAUGGCAAUUACCGGUGGCCACGCGUGCAGCGGUCAAGAGAACUGCUCGGCCGACGUCGAUGGCGAGUCCAAAGACUACUGUUACUCAGCCCGCAUCCGCAGCACCGUGCUACAGGGGCUGCCCUUCGGCGGCGUGCCCACCGUGCUCGCCCUCGACUUCAUGUGCUUCCUGGUGCUCCUCUUCGUCUUUUCCAUUUUACGGAAGGUUGCGUGGGAUUAUGGCCGCCUGGCGCUGGUCACCGACGCUGACAGACUGAAGAAGCGUUUCAGCGACCUGGAGGAGCGGGAAUACGUUGCCUCGGCGAUGCACUCGGAGACGCCCGACCGCUAUGAACGCCUCACCUCGGUUUCCAGCUCUGUUGACUUCGACCAGAGAGACAACGGUUUCUGCUCGUGGCUGACGGCCAUCUUCAGAAUAAAAGACGAGGAGAUUCGUGAGAAGUGUGGCGAAGACGCCGUUCACUACCUGUCCUUCCAGCGUCACAUCAUCGGCCUUCUGGUCGUGGUCGGCGUCCUCUCGGUCGGCAUCGUCCUGCCCGUGAACUUCUCUGGAGACCUUCUGGAAAACAACGCCUACAGCUUCGGACGCACGACGAUAGCCAACCUGAAGUCUGGGACGAACCUGCUCUGGCUGCACACCACGUUUGCCUUCAUGUAUCUGCUGCUGACCGUCUACAGCAUGAGGAGGCACACGUCUAAGAUGCACUACAAGGAGGACGACCUGGUGAAACGCACUCUUUUCAUCAACGGCAUCUCCAAGUACGCCGAGGAGAGUCAGAUAAAACAGCACUUUGAGCAGGCGUAUGAGAACUGCACGGUGCUCGAGGCUCGGAUCUGCUAUAACGUGGCCAAACUGAUGGCUCUGAACGCUGAGAGGAAGAAGACGGAGCGCAGCAAGAAGUUUUUUACCGACCUGAUGGCUAAAGAACACAUUCCCACCAUGAUCAACCCCAAGCCCUGUGGACACCUCUGCUGCUGCGCCAUCGCUGGCUGUGAGGAGGAGGAGGCGGUCAGCUACUACACCAAGAGGGAGGCCAAACUCAAGGAGGAGUACAGGAAGGAGAAGGAGAAGGUCCACACCAAGCCUCUGGGCAUGGCCUUCGUCACCUUCCAGAAUGAGGCCAUGACCGCCAUUAUUUUGAAGGACUUUAACGCCUGUCAGGUUCAGGGGUGUCGAUGUCGUCAGGAGCCACGUUCCUCUCAGUUCAGCGAGGUUCUUCACGUUCAUAACUGGAGUGUUUCGUAUGCGCCUGACCCACAGAAUGUCCGCUGGGAACACCUUUCACUGGGCGGGAUCUCCUGGUGGAUCCGUUGCUUUGUCAUCAACUGCAUCCUCUUCAUCCUGCUCUUCUUCCUCACCACGCCCGCAAUCAUCAUUACCACCAUGGACAAGUUCAACGUCACCAAGCCCGUCGAGUAUCUGAAUAACCCCAUCGUCACUCAGUUCUUCCCCACCCUGCUGCUCUGGGCUUUCUCUGCUCUGCUGCCAACCAUCGUCUACUACUCUGCUUUCUUCGAGGCUCACUGGACCAGGUCUGGAGAAAACAGGACAACCAUGCAUAAGUGUUACACCUUCCUGAUCUUCAUGGUUCUGUUGCUGCCAUCUCUCGGUCUCAGCAGUCUGGAUGUUUUCUUCCGCUGGCUCUUUGACAGGAAGUUCCUGGCUGAUGCUAAAGUCCGAUUUGAGUGUGUCUUUCUGCCAGAUAACGGCGCCUUCUUCGUCAACUACGUUAUCGCCUCCGCAUUCAUCGGAAAUGCCAUGGACCUGCUGAGGAUCCCCGGCCUGCUCAUGUACAUGAUCCGGCUUUGCCUGGCUCGCUCUGCUGCCGACCGCCGCAACGUCAAGAGGCAUCAGGCCUACGAGUUUCAGUUCGGAGCAGCGUACGCCUGGAUGAUGAACGUCUUCACAGUGGUGAUGGCCUACAGCAUCACCUGCCCCAUCAUCGUGCCCUUCGGUCUGAUGUACAUGCUGCUGAAACACCUGGUGGACCGAUACAACAUGUACUACGCUUACCUGCCCUCCAAACUGGACAAGAAGAUCCACUCUGGAGCCGUCACCCAAGUGGUGGCAGCACCCAUCCUCUGCCUUUUCUGGCUGCUGUUCUUCUCCACUGUACGCACAGGCUUCGACACACCGACUUCCAUGUUCACGCUGGUGGUGCUGAUCGUCACCAUUGUGGUCUGUCUGUCUCACGUCUGCUUCGGACACUUCAAGUACCUCAGCGCUCACAACUACAAGAUCGACACAAAGGAGAACGACGUGGACGCUGUCGAGAACGGACGUCCAGCUCGUCCCUCGUCCUCACCCACCACCAAAUCUCAGCAGCAGCAGCAGCAGCAGAUGUACAUCGCCCAGGUCCUCCAGGACCCCAACUCGGACGAGCCUGGCGGAGGUAGCAGCGAGGAGGACCGAGGGUCAUCGCAGGAUGAGGAGAUGCUGAAUGGAGGGAACAGCAUCAAUGAGGCGGAUUUCCAGUCGGGGGAGGACAGUCUGAUCGCCAACGAAGUGCACCAGUAGCUGGGGGUGGUGCUAGAGGGAGGGGGUGGAGCUAGUAGAGGGUCAUACCCACACAACAGUUACAGAUAAAGCUGACUGGAAAAUCACUACACCCAUAAACACUUGUACAGUAGAUUCACGGUUAGCUCCACCCCCUCUGAGCCUGAAGACUUGACCCUGACCUUUGAUGCCGGCGCCGGGUCGCCAACAUCCAGUCCUGCACGCCUGUGGAUCCUUAACGGACGUUAGAUUGUGUCCACAGGAAAUCACUGUAUAUAACCACAAAGCCAAAAGUUCUUUUUCUUGGGUUGGGUGGGUGGGUUUUAAAAACGUGUGCCUGGGCUGGAUUCUUUGUUCGCACUCGUGUCUUGACUUCUGAUCCCACUACGGGUCACCUGAACCUGACCCCUCCAGGGGUCUGAGCUGAUGCUGACGCUGUCUUUUUUCUCGGCAUAGUCAUCACCGUACUCCAGAAUCAGAGCGUUAAACAACUCGCCAAACGCCAGUUCUCAUAGUGUUAGAAACCUCGCUUACGCAGACGCAUCGUCAUCCCUCUUCCCUGCUGGUCCAUCCUCGCCUCCGUUCUGUGUCUCUGAAUGCCAGUACGUUCAGUGAAUCACCUUGGAGUGUGGGGCUUUUGUUUUUGAAGUUUUUGGUUUGUUUUGUACCUGCGUGCUGUUAGGAGUGCAGUCUGGAUUAAACCGUCACACCUUUGGACGAUGUCAUUCAUCGCUGGAUUGUGCUGGCGAGCAACACGUUAAACUUCCUCUCGCCUGCUGGCUUCAGCUGGACUGCUCCUCGCCAUCGGACUACAACACUCCACGCGACAAUGCUUUCUUUUCUGGUUUGAGUUCACCUGAACUACCUUACAUCAUGAAUACCUGACAAAGGGAACAGGGAUGUUUGUGUAUGUGUAGGUUUAGCAAUCUGAAUUCUUUUCAAAGGUGGGAUGUAUUUUGUGAUGACUUUCAGCAGCAGGUAGUUCGAUUUUGGGUAGAUGAAGAAGAGCAGCGCUUUUCGUCGGGAUGUUUUUACCUGAACGCCUGAAGUUGGAGGUACUGAAGGUGUGUGCUGUCCGUCUGUCUGUGUUAGCUCCUUAUAAACCGGCUACAUCACAAAGGGUUCACCAGGUGUUGAUGAAAAUGCCAUCCAUCUACUGUAGAAUCAGUUCGACAUUUUUUUCUUUCACUUUCGUACAAAAGUUUAGAAAUAUAUAAUCAUGCCGUCUCGGUCUCUACACGCCAUCAAUAAAGUUUUAUAUAGAGUCCGACUGGUGCGAAGCGAUGGUUUCAUCUCUGCCGCGGUACGAGGAGCUCCUUCCAUCCAAUAAUGAGCCACAGCUUCCUAGAUGUGCCACUGGUCCGUCAAAACAAAUAAUCACCAUUUAUUUCAUGCUAAUGAUCAUAUUAUAAUGACUGUUUUUAGCUAAUUAGCUGGGUUUAUCUGACUGAAGCUAACCCUCGGCUAGCUAGAGCAAGCGACUAAUAAUCAGGAUGUUUCAGUCCAUGAAAAAAAGAUACUGACCCUUUGUCCUGUUAGCACGUGUCUUUAACGCUAAUAGCUUAGUUUGUCGUCCCAAUAGUGCAGUGUUAGGCUAGCUCUGGCUCCAGUUAAUAAAACUCACCUGAUUAGCUCAUUAGCAGGGAUAAAGCUGUGUAGAGUUGAACUUACUCCUAGCUUCUCGUUCACACCAACAGCUGGUUUACAACCAGGACAGAACUGCUGAGUCAUUGUUAGCUUCAAGCACACAACUCAGACACAUAGGAAUGACACACUGUUAAUUGUUAGCACGCAGGCUAAAACAGCACUAGCCUGCUAGCCCGGCAUUCGCAUUCUGUUAAAUGAAGACUAAAUGGUCUGAAACCGCACAACAAUGAAGAGGUGAUGGUUUAGUUAAGCUAGCACUUUCCCCUGCUUUGCAUGUGAUGCUAGCAGGGCCACGCCACAGGAACGCAGCGGUGAAACCAGUGGUCGGGUUUAACCAGUCAAUUUACACCACCUGAGUGCGUCUUCAGCUGUAGCUCAUUGUUUUGGGACAGAUUCUUAAGGUGUGUGAUGAUACUUGCUAGCUGCAGACAGAAGCUCAUGUUAACUGACGUUAACUCACAUUAGAAGGUGACGAUAUCUCCCAGUCUGUGGACUUCCUGUUCCACGGGGGGGGGGGGGCUCUUGAGUUCAUCCAGAAUGAAUAGAGCUGCAGAACAGGCAGUAGAAGGGUGGGUGGUGCUUCUGUGAUGUCACCCGCUGGUUUUUGAAGCCUUGCUUUGAGUUGAAUAUUUUCACCAAUGAGAAGGGACGGGUCUGACGGUGAAACCGCAUACUCAUUAGCUAACGAUUUGUGAGUUCAGCCACUUGGCCAUAGAGUUCUACAGAACUGGAAGUGUUUUUGCAGCUGUCGGCCCCUGGUGCCCUUCAGACAGAGUCCAGGUUAUUAGCUGCUACAUGGUCCAUACUGUGUGGUCAUGGCACCACAAGCCACUUUACAGCAUGCUUGCUGCUCGAGUUAUCAUUUGUUAUCAUAUCGUUGGGGGAGCACUUCUUGUCCUAAACCCUUAAACAUCCAAUCAGCACGCUUGUGUUAACGCGAAGGACGGAGGAGAGGUUUUAUUUCAGUGUUUUUGUGUGGAAGCAGCUCUUUCACUGAGGAUGAGCUCAGGAUGCCCCCUGUGUGACCUGCGGUCAGACCGGGAGGUGAGCAGGCUCGUAGCUCGCGCUCGACGUGGUCGUGGCGCCGAUCUGCCUCCUGGUGGACGGAUGUAGAAAACAUCAUGUUGCAACUGACUUGGGGGGUGGUGACAUCAUCACAAAGACAGGUGAAGGGGUGUGGCUUCUGCAGAGUGACAUAAGUGCUUAGCGACAGAAUGGGGAGGAGCUAGUCUCAGGUGUGUUUUGUUUUGUUCCUUUUUUUUCUAAAACAAUGUUUACAUCAGAGUUUGUUUGCUAGGUGUGUGUGUGUGUGUGUGUGUGUGUGUGUGUGUGUGCGCGCGGGCGGGCGUGCAUGCGUGCAUGGACACGGAGCUGGACUAUGAAAGCUGCAGCCGCCGGCUCGCUGGCGUCAGUGGGCGGCUGCAUGCUGGAGCUCUGCAGCGUUCCUGUCCGGGUGUUUGAUGUUCCCCGCCGCUCCGCCCAUGAUUGUACGCAGAUGAACCUGAAGGUGGAGGCGAGCCUGAUCCUCAAGGUUCAGCUCGGCAGCUCGCAGGAAGUGACCUGCUUCCUGUUCCUGUCUGUGUAAGGGCGCCGGCAUAGAAUCAUUUUCAGAAAGGAGAGGCCGUUUGACCUGAGCCGCACAGACCCGGCAGAACUAAACGCGAGCUCGGUGGCUUCGGGACUGUUUGUGUGGAAAAACGGGACUCAAAGGUUUCUGAAAGCGAGCCGCUGCUUCGUGCUGUUUGUUUGUUUCUUUUUAAAAAAUAAAAUUCCUGAAAUGUGAAGAAGAAAAAUGUGAAGUGAGGCAUGAAGCGAGCGACAAACUGUGUAAAAACAAGUGUAAAUAGCCAUCGAACUGCAGUCUGUCGUCCACGUCCUGCUUUAAUUUAUUGCUGUGACUCUUAUUUAUUUGGACUUUGGUUUGUGUACAGUGACACCUUCGUCUUACUUAUGUUCCUGAUCAAUAAAACUGAUUUCAUCCGUG
Oreochromis aureus is the source of this 8573-nucleotide messenger RNA. RefSeq names its product CSC1-like protein 2. NCBI's taxonomy places the organism in Eukaryota, Metazoa, Chordata, Actinopteri, Cichliformes, Cichlidae. The transcript is spliced from 24 exons. Gene Ontology annotation, cellular component: plasma membrane. The record is from RefSeq and is a predicted model, not a curated record. Gene Ontology annotation, molecular function: nucleic acid binding; calcium-activated cation channel activity. Bases 2366 to 4963 code for a protein of 865 amino acids.